Cladocopium goreaui is the source of this 3182-nucleotide messenger RNA. Lineage: Eukaryota; Dinophyceae; Suessiales; Symbiodiniaceae. The record is from the annotation of a GenBank genome assembly.
GUGUGUUUGAAGGGUCUGCAUGCAGAGUGUAGAGAAUCCCAAAUGAAGGGAUCGAUUUUUUUUUGACCAUGACUCGCAUUUCUUUAGACGAGUCUUGUUGAAAGAAACUUGGACGUUGUUUUGUGGCACUGCUUUGCCGCCUUUCCCAUGGUGCAGGGGAUGGUAUGCCUCCCACAGGCACCUAUUGGCCAUACUCAUCAUGCUGCCAAAUGGCACAUUCCGUCCAGAGUGCCAAAGAAUGCUGGACCGGUGCCGGCCACUGCUGCUGUGAUGCUGGCAGCGACACAAAGAGCAUGGGCAUCGAAACCUUCGAAAUCGCAGAAGGAAUCGCAGAAGGAAUCGCUUGAGGAGGUGAUUUUGGCUUUGAUGUCUUUGACAUCUUUGACUCGGCGUCGCGACUCUCGCAGUAUCAUCGCCCAGCUGGAGAAGCUACGGAUGCUGCGAAGGGAAACGAUGACUUGGCAGGCGGCUGCUAAGCUUCUGGACGCCUUGGAGAAAGUCCUUGAUUCGUCUCCUUCGUUGGGGCCACCGUUGCCUUUGGAUGCUUGUGUCACGGCUUUGAUCGCAGCAGCCAAUGCACAAGCUUUGCAGAGACGAAAACUCUCUGCGGAGAGACUAGACGUCUUCUGCCAAGCACUGGAGAGGAGCUUAAGUGCAACGGAACCUAGUGAGGCCCGUGAGCCUAGUGAGAUCGAGCGGCUUCCAGACCUGCUGUCGUAUGGUCUGUGGGCAUUGGUCAAACUUGGGGAUCGUGGUUCGUUUGUGCUGCAGCGAUUGUUGCAGAGGUCCGUAGCAGAGAUGCAGCGAUUUGAAUCUGCUCAUCUGUCACGACUAGUUUGGUCCUUAGCAACAGCCACCAUACGUGAUGGUCAGAUCUUGUCGUCCCUGGCACAGCGCACGCAACAAGUGCGGUUGCAUCCACAAUUGGGCCUUGCAAUGUUGGCCUGGUCGUUUGCGAAGCUUCGCUUCAAGGAGGCGGGCUUGAUGGAAUCGAUCAGUUCGCAUGCCUGUGGCCAUGUCAAACUCUUCAAAAUUAGCGAGCUCUCGAACAUCACCUGGGCCUUUGCAACUCAGCAGGUGCCCUUCGCCACUGCAAGUCCGCUCUUUUCCGCUAUAUCUGAAACAGCAGUGAGAGGGUUGGAGAAGUUCAAACAUCAAGAAUUGGCUAUGCUACUUUGGUCUUAUGCCAAAUUAAAAAUUGUGGAGCGCAAACUGAUCUCUGCAGCAUCUGAAGAUGUGUUGAAGCGAAUUUCACCUGAGGCGGGUGGGGCUUUGCGCGCUCAACAUUUGGCCAACUUCGCUUGGGCCUUUGCCAAGAUGCGAUCAGAUCGAUCAGAUCCGUCGGAUCCGUCGGAUCUGGAUCCGUCGGAGGUGGUGAUGCGUUUGGCCGUGCUGGCGCUGCAACGCGCGGAGGAGUUGAAGCCUUUGGAGUUGGCCAGUCUCGUUUGGGCCUUGGCACAGAGUAACGGUGCCAGCACAGCCAGCACUCGCUUGGCCAUGCACCUCACAAAGGAAGCCAGCACCAGGAGGAUGAAACCUCAGGAACUCUGCAAUCUCCUCUGGUCAGCAGCAACCUUGGCAUUUCACCAACAAGAGGUGCUGAAGACCUUGACAGCGAAGCUCGAUUGGCAAACCACCAACCAAUUUGGCAUUUUGGAUUUGGCAAAUGCUUCCUGGGCCCUUGCAAAAUUGCAGCAGGAUGAUUUCGAAGUCUUUCAUCGUUUGCAAAAACAGCUGGAUUGCCAUCUUCAGGAUGCCACGCCACAGCAGUUGUCCAACCUUGCCUGGGCCUUCGCUACAGUCAGCAUUGUCGAUGGAGUCGCUGGUGUCGAUGGUGUCGAUGGUCACACCACCAUGGCGAGGAUUGCCAACGAAGCUCAAGAUCGCAUCCCUCAGUUUUCUUCGCAAGGCUUGGCAAAUCUAGUGUGGGCCCUGGCGAACCAGAAUGUGAAGUGCGAUGCUUUCUUUCAGGCGGUUGGCGAUCGGUUGGUCUUGAAGUUGGAUGAUUGCCAGGGUUCCGAUGCGCUAGCUUGGGCUGUAGACAUAGCGCAAAUCGUCAAGUCUUUUAAUGAUAUCUCGUUUCACCACCCUUGUGUAUCGUGGUCAACACAUGCCCUGCCCCGUGUGGGAUCGGAUUUGGAUCGCCGUCUGCGUGCUUUGGAAGAGAUACCGACACAUCCGACACAGAAACUUGAGAAAUCUGACAUCUCUGACAUCUCGAAGUCUGAAUCCGUCGGAUCGCCCAAGGUGCUUUGGGAGAGCGAGGAUCGUUGUGUUCUUCUGAAGCCACCAGGGUGGCAAGUGGAUACUGAGGGCACAGAGGAAGACUUCAUUGAGAGAACUCAUGCUACUCGCGAAAUGCUUUCGCAAUUUAUGGCAUCUAGCUAUGCAACAGUGAAAUAUCCCAUUUUGGCGGAUAUAAAAUGUAAAAACGGUUUUCUGCAUCGGUUGGACGUGCCAUCUUCUGGACUUAUUUUGGUUGCAAAGAAGUACAACGCAUACUUCGACCUUCUAAUGCAGCUACAUCGUGGGGAGAUUCACCGAGACUAUUUAGUACUUCUGCACGGUUUAGCCCAGCGGAAAGUCGUGGCAGUGCGCCUCGCGAAGGAAGCCCUGACCAGUUGGUCAGGUCGGCAACACGUUGUGAAAGAUUUUUUCCACGGCAACGAGAAACAGGGAAAAAAAAUCAAGAGCUUAAAGAAAGGAAAGCCCUCCUUGACUGAGCUGCGGGUGGGAGGAUGGGCAGCUACCCGAGAGGGUGGCAGCCUAUCCCUGGCAGCCAUUCGAAUCGGUUCCGGACGUCGGCAUCAAAUCCGAGUUCACAUGGCUCAUAUUGGACAUCCAAGUGUAACUGAUGGAAGAUACACGACGGAGGAAACUUUUUUUGAGGAUCAGCAAUGGUGCGAGCGAAACUUCUUGCACCGUUUCGGUAUUGGCUUUAAAGAUUCGGAUGGCUUGCAGAGCACCAUUUGUGAGCUUCCUGAGGACCUUUGUGCAGCUCUUUGGCAGCUCAGACCCUGGGACAUGCAGAGUGCUGAAACGAUGGAUCUUUGGCAGUCCAUCGGACCCAUCGAUACUGAACCGACGUUAUCCUCGUUAUCGUCCCCGUUGACUUGGGAAGAUAUGCCAUUGCUUCAAAAGCGUGCUGCUUGCAUUCCUUGAGACAGCCUGACUCAGUUCCG